This is a messenger RNA of Sphaeroforma arctica JP610, 913 nucleotides long. RefSeq lists its product as hypothetical. The annotation marks the transcript as partial. NCBI's taxonomy places the organism in Eukaryota, Ichthyosporea, Ichthyophonida. Gene Ontology annotation, cellular component: protein farnesyltransferase complex. Gene Ontology annotation, biological process: protein farnesylation. Gene Ontology annotation, molecular function: protein farnesyltransferase activity. The transcript is spliced from 7 exons. The record is from RefSeq and is a predicted model, not a curated record.
GAUCAUAGACUACAUCUCAAGGUGUAAGAACGUAGACGGAGGGUUUGGUGGCGGACCUCAACAGCUGUCUCAUCUCGCCCCAACAUAUGCCGCGGUGAAUUGUCUCGCGUCACUACAAAAUGAAGACGCCCUGCGGGUAAUAGACAGAGAAGGACUAAUAGAAUGGAUAAAGACGCUGAAGCAACCCGACGGUUCAUUUGUAAUGCAUAUUGGAGGAGAGAUCGACGUCCGUGGGGCGUACUGCGCGGUGUCUGUACUUAAACUCUGUUGUGUACCAAAAACAAUGCGAGAUGGUGUUUUUAAAGGCACGGCAGAGUGGAUAGCCCAGUGUCAAACCUAUGAGGGGGGGAUAUCGGGCGUGCCUGGGUGUGAGGCACACGGUGGCUACGGUUUCUGUGGAGUGUCGGCGAUGUGCUUGCUUGAAAGAGAAGAUUUGUUAGAUCUCGAUCGACUAAUAGAGUGGGCUGUAUAUAGGCAAAUGAGAUUCGAAGGUGGCUUCCAAGGGCGCACCAAUAAAUUAGUAGAUGGAUGUUAUUCAUUCUGGAUGGGUGGGAUCUUUCCACUUAUAGGAUACAUGCAAAAGAAUAGAGCCAAAUCAGAAAGCACGCUGGUUAAAGAAGACUGGCUGUUCAACAGAAUUGCACUGCAAGAAUACAUCUUAUUCGCUUGUCAAGAACCUUUCGGAGGCUGCAUCGAUAAGCCCGGGAAAAGCCGUGACUUCUACCAUACGUGUUACGUGCUAAGCGGAUUAUCAGUGGCACAACACUAUGCCGAAGAGAACGAGCGCGAGUCUACUUUGUUUAUUGGGGAGAUCGGGAACAUAGUGGAAACAAUCGAUCUCUUCCACAAUAUAACCACAAAAUCGUACAGAACGACGAUAGAGCUGUUUGAGAUUCUUGGAGCGGAUACGUAA